AUACCUCGAGGUUCUUUCUGCGUCGCCUUGUAUGAGCAGUGUUCAUUUAAUCUAACCUGAAAUUCGAGAUCUCUAUCCAACCUUUUCAAAACAUUCUAUAGAAGAUACAUCUGUCCAUUUGUAACGGAAGUGGAAAAUGAAUCCAUCUGUCCAGUUAAUCGAAGGUCUGUCGGAGCAGCCACUGCGUUUGAAAAAAAUGCCCAAAGAUUACCCACUGUUGACUGGUUCGGAUCAUUGGAGACGGAAAAUUCGCACAGUUUUCAAGAGAUUAGAUACUGACGGCAAUGGCUACCUUACUAUAGAGGACUACGAGAUCGCGGCAAGGCGUGCUGCCGAGUACUUGGAACUGAAUGAUAAACAAGCUGAAUAUUUGCUUAAUCAUCGUCGUGUUAUAUGGACAGAUACUGUAAAGCAGAGCUCACAUCAAACCCACCCUGACAGAAUGUCAGAAGAUGAGUUUAUUCAGAGUCACUUCCUGGCAUUCAAUGAUAGCACCAUUCGAGAGAAUUUUGCAGAUUAUUGUUCAAUUGAAUUCAUCGCCAUUGACGCCAACGGCAGUGGUUUGAUUUCGCGUAGAGAGCACGCUGCUUACUUCUGUGGACUUGGCAUACCCACGGAGUUCUCGAAAGUUAUAUUUGAUAUCAUCGACACUGACAAAGAUGGAAUCAUCUCCAAGGAAGAGUUCACCCAAGCCCAGAUUGAGUUUUGGCUCAGCGAAGAUGAAAACAACAUUUACAAUGAAUUCCAUGGCCCUCUUGUUGCCUAAAUGCGACAUUUCUUAGACAAAUUAUGGAACAGGCAUUUGAGCAAUGAAUCAAGCUCACGGACUAAAUCAAAAUUAUGGGUUAUGGUGUAAAUGACACUGCUGCAUAAUGCAGAUAUUGCUGUCUGAGGUUUUCAACAAUAAGAAUUGACUAUGAACCUUUGUCAUAGUUGAUUGUAAGAAAAUCCUAAAAUAAGUAUCAUUUUGACUGAGAUAAUAAACAAUACGAGACGAUGGAAAUAUGAUGGAGUCGUUAAAACGUUGCCUUUAAAUUUAAUCUUAAUUUUGACCGGACUCGCGACCAAUUGGAGACCAAAUUUUGGUCCACUGUCAACAGUGGUCACGACCAGUAAUCUCUAAUAGAAUUACGAGAUGUUUAAUAUUUUUGGGCUUCAUCACGUUCAUUGGUUGCCAAUAUGCUUGCAAGUAUAUAUACUGUGGUUCCACCUUAUGCUCGGGUUGCCAAAGCUGCUUUUUUCUUUGUACAAUUUGCUUGUUGGAUAACGUUUUUCACAGAGGUUUGCACGUCCUUUGACAUUUUCUACAGACAGGGAGACAUACAUGAACUAACAUACUGAUAGUAACCAUUAUCAUAACAAGUGAAACCAAGUUUGUUUGACAGUGUGUUUGACGAGUUACUUUGCAAAAUUUACUUUCAUUUAUGCUAAAAAUACAAUGAAACAAAAGAAAAAAACAAUCAUCUUAAAAAGUUUUGCUGAACUUAAGCUCAACUAUUAAGGGUUUGUGACCUUCGGCGACCAGCUGCACAGUACAUUACAUAGAAAAUAAUAUUAUUCUGGUUUUUGUUUUAGACUAGAUACAAAAUGUACAAUGAAACAGCAAAAUGGAAAAUCUAUUUGUCUCUUUAAAAAUUACCUGUUUUUUCUAAACAUACUAAACGAUUUUCUACCUACAGGGCGGCAUGCGCUCCUUCAUCAAAAACCCUCACCUUGCUUGCUUGAAUGUUUAUGUACUUUGUUUAUUGCAAUGGUUUUAUAGGACCCAUCCCUCUGUCUGGAUAAAUAACUCAUACCGGUACAGUCUCUUUCCAUCAAACACCCUGGCUGACCACUGACCAAACAUUGAGCAUCUAUUCUGCAACCGCAGCGGUAUUUGUGCAUCCUUUUCUUAAAAUGUCUUUCACCGGACGACCUCCUUGAUGACCCUUUUGCAAUUGUUUUGAAAAUGCUCAAAAACAUCAUGACGUCCACAGAGACGCCUGAUCCACGAACGCCUUACCCGCACCCUUGCAUGACCUAAGUCACCACUGUUCCCCCUUUUAACUACCGACGGUAGCCUGGCCAUACAAGAUUCGCCUGACUUAAUGGGAGUUUAAAGUUAUUUAUCAAGGUCACCCUGUAGUAAAUGUGCACCUAAGUCGGUGUCGGGGGAAUAAGUUUACAUAACACUUAAAGUACAUAGCACAGGUUUUACACAUAUAUCAUGUUGCAUAUGUAAUAUACAGAACUAAAGGACACAUUUAAUGUUUUGAGAGUCAAAAAUGUCCUUCAUUGCCUGUCUCUUAAAUUGGCAAUCUUUCCAAGCGUAACGGUGUAGAUUGUAUCGCUAAUUAACCCCCCUUGUUUGGAAAAGGGGCUCAAUCUUGAGAAAAUUUUCUGACAUGACAUCGUCGUUAUGAAACGCAAAUAAACGUAAUAUCUGGGAUAACAAAAUGAAAUGUCCUGAACUUUAUAAGGUUCAAUUUACAGCUUUUAAAACGGGUUGGCUGCAGCUUACAUGGUGGAAAUUAUAUAUAUAUAUACACACAAAAAAUACAGCUUCCUUGGCAUUUAAUGAAUGUCUUUUUUUAUCUGCAAAUAAAUAUGAUUGUUUUCAGUCAACAGUCCCAUUUGUAACAUAGAACAACCGUGUAAACAUUAAAUUCGUUUAGUGUUUAUAGCCAGAAUGUGACUUGCAGCCAUGAUAUGCAAUUUACGUUCGCCUUUAAAUUCAAAUCUUCAACCUAGAUUUCAUGUUCCACAGCCCAAACGAUGAAAUUGUAUACAUUUUAGUAUGACUGUUAUGACAUCGUUAGUGGCUACGGGCUACGGUGACCGCUGGUAUACAUUAUAUGUGCGGGUGCCCUGCCAUUUCGCCGACAUGGCCUUUGGUUCACGAAGGGAAUGUUCGGUUUGUUGGUUAAAAAUUGGUCGUGCGGUGUCCUUUCGGUUCCAGAGCACUUCCUGUACCUUCGUGGCUUCGUUGAAGAUCGAUACGUUGUCGGAGCAGAUACCUA
Messenger RNA from Lingula anatina, 2999 nucleotides. Its product is annotated as sarcoplasmic calcium-binding protein-like. The record is from RefSeq and is a predicted model, not a curated record. Gene Ontology annotation, molecular function: calcium ion binding. NCBI's taxonomy places the organism in Eukaryota, Metazoa, Brachiopoda, Lingulata, Lingulida, Lingulidae.